Molecule: messenger RNA, 2560 nt
Organism: Patiria miniata (bat star)
Lineage: Eukaryota; Metazoa; Echinodermata; Asteroidea; Valvatida; Asterinidae
Product: protein unc-93 homolog A-like
Exons: 4
Coding region: 446-1924 (492 amino acids)
Source: RefSeq, a predicted model, not a curated record
UACGCUGCAGCAGUGUUUACUUAAAGUAUUUUAAGUUUACUCGUGACUUGAAUUUCAUUACGAAAAAUUUCCCCUUAUUACGAUGAAGGUGGUUGAUCGGAAUAUAGGCCUAGUACUUUAAGUAGUAUCAUGUGUUUCCGCAUCACGAGUUCAGCAAUCGUUGGUUUAGUUUAAUUUUAUUCUUGAUAAAUGCAUCGAUCGAUCCAUGACCGCGCGUGAGUACGUACAUGACGUACGGCGAUCGAGUGAGUGAACGGUGACUGCAGUUUGUUGUGCAUUGACAAUGUGAUAAUCCUUGAUCUUGAUUGAUAGCUGAUAUUGAUAAGCUCCGACGUACAGGAACAUCACUCAGCUUGGAAGGGGUGGACAUGCUUCGAUCCGUAUCGAAGCAAGUAAACAACUGAGUACAGAUUCUUCUGACGUGCAGUUCCAACCGUGAGUGAUAAUGAAAUCAGAGGGUAUUCAGUCUCCGGAUACAACAAUGAUUACUGAAAGCGAUCCACUCAUACCUGUGGAACAGAACUCGGCAGGACCACAGAAAGGUCCCAACCCAGUCGUCUCUGGCAGUGGUAGUGUCAUUGAUACCCUGCUGACUACUCCAGCAACCGCCAUCAGUCACAAGAAGAACUUGAUCGUUCUGAGUCUGGCAUUCUUGUUCAACUUCACCGCGUACAGCGCCUUACAGAAUCUUCAAAGCAGUCUGCAUGCGACAGCCGGCGUGGCUUCCCUAGCAGUCAUCUACGGUGGAAUCAUCAUCUCGAGUCUCUUAGCGCCAGCCUUGAUUCGAGCCGUCGGUACCAAAUGGGCUAUCGCUCUAUGCACCUUGUGUUACACCGUCUACACGGCUAGUAAUUACUACCCGCGAGAUUACACCUUGAUUCCAGCUGGUUUGAUUUUAGGUUUAGCGGCAGCCCCGCUGUGGAUAUCGCAAGGAACCUAUCUCACUACCACAGCUAUAAGUUAUGCCGACAUCAAGAACAAAGUUCCAGAAGAAGUCAUCAAUCAGUUUAAUGGCGUCUUCUUCUUCUUCUUCCAAGCGAGUCAAAUCACAGGGAAUCUUGUCGCUUCGUUGGUCCUGUACCCUGACACUAACAUGACUAGUUUCAUCAAUGUCAGUCAAUGUGGUAUACAUGAGUGUGGAUCUGGUGGUAGUGAUAACAAGUCUGGUGAAGGGCACAGUGGUUCCAACAUCGCAGCAGGAACAACAACAACGCUAAUCUCUGUAUACUUGGCAUGCGGGUUGCUGAGUAUGCUUAUCACUUGCCUGUUUCUGAGCAAGCUUCACGUUUCUGAUGCCGGCAUUAUCGAGAGCGUCAAAAGCAAUUUGGUGGCUACACUGCGUCUGCUGAUGAAUCCGUACAUACUCAUGCUUGUGCCUUUAUUCAUGUAUAGUGGAAUGGAACAAGCAUUUUUCUUUGGAGAUUUCACUAAGGCUUUCAUUACCUGCACCAAUGGCAUUCACUACGUCGGUUUCAUCAUGAUGGUCUUCGGUGUCAGUGAUGCAAUCUGCUCAUUCCUCUUGGGCCGUCUGGAGAAAUACUCGGGUCGUAUCACCAUCUUCACGGCUGGUGGAUUGGCUCACAUGAUCAUCAUAUUCAUGCUGAUGUUUGUUUGGAGUCCAGACAGCGAUGCGCCUGAGUUAUGGGAUCGGUUCCUCAUGGCGGCAUUUUGGGGAUUCGGUGAUGCAGUAUGGCAGACGCAGAUAGCAUCCAUUUUAGGCGUCAUCUUCCCAGAGAACCAAGAGCCAGCAUUUUCCAAUUACCGUCUCUUCCAAGCUGUUGGCUUCUGUAUCUACUUCGGUUUAUCCACUGCUGCUGCUGUCUGUGUCAUCCAUAAGCUUAUUACAAUCGCAGUUCUUCUUUUCGUUGGACUUGUCCUGUACUACACAGUUGAAUGGAAAAUACGCAGGGCCAUUUCGUACUAAAUAUCACAAAUGCUGCUUUUUUGCAAAGAUUUCAUUUGCAUGUUUUGUUUUACCGAAAUAUUCAUUGAAAUAUUAUUGAAAUUGUUGUAAUAGCAAAACGUAUUACAAAUAGGAGAGACAUAGCGUUAAUUUUUAUUUAGUCUUUUGCUAAGUCAGGAUAUUUGUAUAUCAUGCUCUUUUCAAGUUGUCUAUUUGUAUACACUUUUUGUACCCAGAAUAAACGUUGUGAAAUAUUUUUUUUACAAAAAUGCUAGUACAGCAAAAUUUGUUUGAACAUAUGGUUGAAUGCUCCAGCAUAUAAUGCUACUAUUUAAUUUUUGCUAUCUGCUUCAGGAAAUUGCAAGCUUUGUUUGAGGAAGAAAGGAAAUUGAAUUUAUUUGAAGGUACAUGUACAGUAUUAACAGUACCUAAUGGUCAGCAGCCUUGAAAAAAAUUAUAGUACCAGUUUAUUACUUAUAUGGAAUAUUAAUUUGUUUAUGUGAAAUCUAAAUAAUCAAUUUCUUGCAGCAUACAUAUUAAAAAGAAAACAACCAAAUCUGUAAAGACGACAGAAUUUUCUUCCUCAGAAAAUUCAGAAUUUUUUGGAUGGAACUUUACUUUUUAAAAACCUAAUUAAAUACAGUAGGUCUAACACAC